GACCUGUGUGGUUGAAUGUUAGGUCUCUGCCUUCUCCUUUGUACAUUCUCUAACUCCCAUCACAUAUUUAUCAGGUGCCCGGGAUCCAAUUUUCAAAAGGAGAAUAUAGCUAACCCAUCUCGUCAGUGGUCACACACGGUGCCUUUUUUUGAAACAGCAAGAGCAGCAAUGGUGAGGUGUGUAAGAUGUUGCUUAAACAAGUCUAUGAAGAUUGUCAACCUAAUAAUGCUCUUCUUUGGGAUUGUAUUGCUCAUUUACUCGCUUUGGAUGACCAAGGAGUGGCAUAUAUAUCUUACCCACCUUCUUCCUAAUUCAUCUCCUCCAAGACCAUGGUUUAUAUAUGCAAGUUUGGGUGUGGGAAUUGCAGUUUGCUUGAGCACUCUCUGUAGUUAUAUGACAGUUAUUUAUAUAGGCAGUUAUACUCUUUGUUCAUAUAUUUUCAUUCUCUGCUGCCCUCUUUUCCUUGAAGUAGCUGCUGUUGUCAUAAUUUUCUUCAAGAUGGAUAUCUCUGCGCAAAUUGCUGAGAGUAUAGAUAAGGAACAUAGCGAAGAGUUUGAGAGAUUUGUGAGCUUACAUCUCAAGAUAAGUCGAGUAAUUAUUCUGUUGAUUUUGGUAUUACAGAUAAAAGCUGUUGCUCUUGCUGUGAUGUUCUGGGGAAUAGGCACAGAGCCAAUGACAUGUGGCAAUCGGUCGUACGAAUAUCAUUUUACUCAAUCAUUUCUGGUGCCUAGAUUUCCUGAUCCUGAUAGUUCAGUGCAAGCUUGUACUUGUACAAGAUGUGAAAAUUUACAACAAGAGAAUCCACAACCAGGCAUUUUACCAAAGAUUGUUGGUAUAACAAGACACAUAUUUCAAAGAGAUCAGUUGCUUGUGUAAGUACACAAAAUUUUGAAGAAUGCUCUUAUGAUAAAAAAAAAAAAAAAAAAAAAAGGACAGAUCGGGCACAAAGCUCCCACUAUGUGGGGUUCGGAUAUAGGUCGAACCGUUAUGGAUCCAUUGUACGUAAUCUUAUCUUACAUUUCAAAAGAUGUUGUUUUUACAACUCAAAUCCAUAAUCUGAAUUUCAAGAUCCAGGACGAUAACUUCAAGAAUGCUUUAAUGAUAGAGUUGAAAAAUUAUUAAACAAAAUUUUUUCACAAAAUUUUAUUAUUUAUAUUAUUGCAGUUAAUUAGAGAUUGGGACAUGGUGCUCCCAAAUUUUUUCUUCUU
Molecule: messenger RNA, 1208 nt
Organism: Jatropha curcas
Lineage: Eukaryota; Viridiplantae; Streptophyta; Magnoliopsida; Malpighiales; Euphorbiaceae
Source: RefSeq, a predicted model, not a curated record